Messenger RNA from Doryrhamphus excisus (bluestripe pipefish), 3519 nucleotides. Lineage: Eukaryota; Metazoa; Chordata; Actinopteri; Syngnathiformes; Syngnathidae. The record is from RefSeq and is a predicted model, not a curated record.
AUGACAACCAGUCCAUUUGAAGGAACACAUCAGUUCAUUUCAAAUAAUGAAAAAGUGCGAGAUGAAGAUACCUGGUCGGCUAUAGAUGCACAUUUUAAUCAAAUGGGGUUGGUACGACAACAGUUGGAUUCUUUUAAUGAAUUUAUUAACCGUACGAUGCAAGAAAUUGUUGAUGAGGAUAAUACUGUGACUGUAAGUUCCAUUCCCUCUGCUGGUAGAGAAUCUUCUAAAAGUAUAACACUUAAAUUCGGGAAUGUUCACGUUUCCAAGCCACCUACCAUUACAGAAGCAGAUGGAACUACGCGGCAUCUUCUCCCUUUAGAAGCACGGUUAAGAGAUCUCACUUAUAAUUGUUCUGUUUUUUUGGAUAUUACUCGUACUGUCAAAGAUGGAAAUAGUUCACAAGAUUAUUUUCAUAAAAUGACGCCUAUCGGAAACAUACCAAUUAUGUUACGAUCCAAUUUUUGUUGUUUAGAUGGUCUAACUGACAGAAACUUGGCACAAGUUGGUGAGUGUCCUUUUGAUUCGGGUGGAUAUUUUAUUGUGAAUGGUUCAGAAAAAGUGCUUAUUGCACAGGAAAGAAUGGCAACAAAUGUUAUUCAUGUCUUUGAAAAAAAAGAUGCAAAUUUCACAUACUAUUCUGAAAUCAGAUCCACUCCGCAAAAAGGUAGUAAAACACCGUCUUCUUUGAUCAUUAAAAUAAUGCCUAAAACAGAAACAGAAUUUCUCAUUCGUUGCAAUUUGCCUCAAAUUAGACAAGAUAUUCCUGUCAUAAUUGUUUAUAGAGCACUUGGAUUUGUAUCUGAUAAAGAAAUUUUAGAACAUCUUAUUUACGAUCCAAAUGAUAAAGAAAUGUUACAAAUGAUCAGACCAUCAAUAGAAGAGGCAUUUGUCAUACAGGACCAGGUCGUUGCCUUGGAUUAUAUCGGUAAAAGAUGCUCACCAAUUGGUACAACUAAAGAAAAAAGAAUUGCAAACGCAAAGGAGCUGUUAAUAAAAGAAUUUUUGCCUCAUAUUGGUGACAAACAAUUUUGUGAAAUGAGAAAGGCGUAUUUCUUCGGUUACAUGAUUCAAAAAUUGCUGAAAGUUGCUAUGAAAAGAAUCGAUCCUGAUGAUCGUGAUCAUUAUGGUAAGAAGAGGAUGGAUUUGGCCGGUCCUCUGCUUGCACAAUUGUUUAAAAUGCUGUUCAAGAAAAUGGUGAGUGACACUUCCAAAUUUUUACAAAAAUGUAUCGAAAAUAAUCGUGAUUUUAAUAUUGCUUUGGCAGUCAAGUCAAAUAUCAUUACACAAGGUUUCAAAUAUUCAUUGGCAACAGGUAAUUGGGGAGAUCAAACACGUGCUAUGCAGUCUAAAUCUGGGGUGUCACAAGUUCUGAACCGUUACAAUUUCAUUUCUACUUUGAGUCAUUUACGUAGAGUGAACUCUCCAUUAGGCCGUGAUGGCAAAUUGGCCAAACCUAGACAGUUACACAACUCACAUUGGGGAAUGAUCUGUCCAAGUGAAACACCAGAAGGUCAGGCCUGUGGUCUUGUAAAAAAAUUGUCACUUCUGGCUUACAUAUCUGUUAAUCAAUCUUUUGAGUCUAUCAUUGAAUUGUUGGACGAGUUUGCAUUGAGAGCACUUGAAGAAGUUUCGCCUGCAGACGUUAAUAAAUCAACAAAAGUAUUCGUAAAUGGCACUUGGGUUGGAAUUAUAGACGAUCCAAACUCAAUUUAUAACCUAUUUAAAAGUUUUCAAAGACAUGGCUCAUUUGCAAAAGAUGUUUCAAUUGUUAGGUCAUUCAGAGACAAGGAGAUCAAAAUAUUUUGUGAUGCAGGCCGGCCUUGUAGACCACUUUUCACUGUUACAAAUAGUAAAUUGAACUAUUCAAAAAAUAUUGCAGAUGGUUUGAGGAAUGGCGGUAUAUUUUGGAAUGAUCUCGUUCAACAAGGCACGUAUGUGGAAUAUUUAGAUGUUGAAGAGGAGGAUCAGGCAAUGAUUUGUAUGGUGCCCGAUCAAUUAAUUGAACAGUCAAAAUCUUUGGUAACAAAUUACACUCAUUGUGAAAUUCAUCCAAGUAUGAUUCUUGGCAUAUGUGCCUCAAUGAUACCAUUUCCGGAUCAUAAUCAGUCCCCACGUAACACUUAUCAAUCUGCAAUGAGUAAACAGGCCAUGGGCAUCUACGCCACGAAUUUUCUGCUUCGAAUGGACACGUUGUCGAAUAUUCUCUUCUACCCACAAAAACCUCUUGUAACCACACGUGCAAUGGAGUAUUCUAAAUUUAGAGAAUUGCCAGCUGGACAAAAUGCAAUUGUCGCAAUAGCUUGCUAUUCUGGAUACAAUCAAGAAGAUUCUAUUAUUAUGAAUCAAUCUGCAAUCGACAGGGGCCUGUUCAGAUCGUUCCUUUAUCGUACAUACACUGAUCAAGAAAAAAUGAACGGUCCAAAUUGUAAAGAGUCUUUCAAAAAACCGGUAAAAGGUGAAGUAUUAAGGAUGAAGAAUCUAAAUUAUUCUAAACUGGACGAUGAUGGGCUGGUAAGUCCUGGCAUUAGAGUAACAGGUGAGGAUAUUUUGAUUGGUAAGGUCUUGCCUAUCAUUGAUAGAAGUAAUAGUAAUCAGUUUAGCAAUGAUGAUCAAAACACGUCUUCUACCAAUCCAGAAACAGCACACUCACGAGAUCUGAAUAUUCAGUAUAAAGAUGCCUCUACGGCCAUGAGACCUACAGACGAAGGUGUCGUAGAUUCUGUGAUUGUUUCAAACAAGGAAGGAUAUAAAUUUACAAAAGUCAAAGUAAGAUCAACUCGUAUUCCUGAAUUGGGCGAUAAAUUCGCUAGUCGACACGGUCAAAAAGGUACAAUAGGUAUAACAUUGCGUCAAGAGGAUAUGCCAUUCACUAAAGAAGGAAUUGUGCCAGAUAUUAUCAUUAAUCCUCACUGUAUACCUUCUCGAAUGACUAUCGGUCACUUAAUUGAGUGUUUGCUUGGAAAGGUGUCUGCUUUGGUAGGUGAAGAGGGCGAUGGAACACCCUUUUCAGAUGUUACUGUUGAACAGAUUGCCAAUCAACUUGAAGAGCAAGGUUAUCAAAGACAUGGUCUUGAAACAAUGUACAAUGGUAUGACAGGUCAAGAAUUGACUGCUAAAAUAUUUAUAGGACCAACUUAUUAUCAAAGAUUGAAACAUAUGGUAAAAGAUAAGCUACAUGCCAGAGCAAGAGGUCCAUUGCAAAUUUUAACAAGACAGCCAGCUGAAGGACGAGCCAGGGAUGGUGGCUUGAGAUUUGGAGAAAUGGAGCGUGAUUGCAUUAUUUCUCAUGGCGCAUCACUUUUUUUGAGGGAAAGGCUGUUCGAAGUCUCAGAUUUCUUUGAAGCAAUCGUUUGUGAAGAAUGUGGUCUUUUCUGUUUAGAGGACGGGUGUAAAGCAUGUGCAAAUAGAACAAACAUAGCAAAAGUGGAAAUGCCAUAUGCUUUCAAACUUCUUCUACAAGAAUUGAUGGGAAUGAACAUUGCACCACGUUUGCGACUUUCCGAUGAAACUUAUUGA